Messenger RNA from Camarhynchus parvulus, 3241 nucleotides. It is a transcript of the gene PEAR1, whose product is annotated as platelet endothelial aggregation receptor 1. Bases 113 to 3139 code for a protein of 1008 amino acids. Gene Ontology annotation, cellular component: membrane. NCBI's taxonomy places the organism in Eukaryota, Metazoa, Chordata, Aves, Passeriformes, Thraupidae. The transcript is spliced from 22 exons. Gene Ontology annotation, molecular function: protein binding. The record is from RefSeq and is a predicted model, not a curated record.
CCAAACUUCCUGAGAGCAGCUCCAGCCCUCCCUCCGCUUCCGACGGCCGCGCUGCGCCAUCCCGGCCGGCCAGGCCAGCCCUGCCCCUGCCUGCCACCGCGGCCCGGCCAGGAUGCUGCUGCGGGCCGCGGUGCUGGCCGUGCACGCCGGGCUCCUGGCUGCCCUCCGGCCCGGAGACCCCAACGUCUGCAGCUACUGGGAGAGCUUCACGGCGCCAGUGAAGGAAUCCUACAGCAAACCGCACGUGGUGCCCUCCAGCCGGCCCUGCCCUGGGGGGCUGGGGCUCCCCCUGCCCUGCCCACAGCAGAGGGUGCUGUACCGCACCGAGUACCGCCUGGCCGUCCGCACCGACUACCGGCGGCGCUACCAGUGCUGCCAGGGCUACUACGAGAGCCGCGACUCGUGUGUCCCUCACUGCAGCCAGGAGUGCGUCCAUGGGCGCUGCGUGGCUCCCGAGCUGUGCCAGUGCGAGCCGGGCUGGCGCGGGCCCAGCUGCUCCAGCGAGUGCGAUGAGCAUUCCUGGGGCCCGGACUGUGGACAGCGCUGCCCCUGCCACCAUGGGGCCCCUUGUGACCCCCUGACCGGGGUCUGCUCCUGUCCCUCCGGCUUCACCGACCCCCUGUGCAGCCAGCCGUGCCCACCUGGCACCUACGGGCAGAGCUGCCACCUGUCCUGCCCCUGCCACCACCAGGCCCCCUGCAACGCCUCCACCGGCGCCUGCCUCUGCCCCCCGGGGCUGAGCGGCCCCCUCUGCGAGGUGCCCUGUCCUGAGGGGAUGUCCUGUGCCACCCCCUGUCCCUGCCAGAAUGGGGGCAUCUGCCACCCCUCCAGCAGCAGCACCUGCGUCUGCCCUCACGGAUGGAUGGGGGAGAUCUGCUCCGUGCCGUGCCCCCCCGGGCGCUUCGGGCCCGGCUGCCAGGGCCGGUGCGGGUGCCACAACGGGGGGCACUGUGACCCCCACGGGGGGCAGUGCCAGUGCAGCCCCGGCUUCACCGGAGAGCAGCACCCCCAGUGUGGCAGGCAACGAGCUGGAUGGCCUCAGCUCGGGGUUGGGGGCAUCCCAGGGGGCACCCCAGCUCUUGGCGGGGCUGUGUCACCAGCUGUGCCCCCCCGCAGGUGCCAGGAGAGGUGCCCGGCGGGGCGGUACGGGCAGGACUGCCGGCAGAGCUGUGACUGUGCCAAUGGCGGGCAGUGCUUCCAUGUGGACGGGGGCUGCCUGUGCGAGGCCGGGUUCCGGGGCAGCCGCUGCGAGGAGCGGCACUGCGGGCCCGGCCUCUACGGGCUGCACUGCGAGAGCCGCUGCCUCUGCCACCCGCAGCACAGCCUGAGCUGCCACCCGAUGCUCGGCGAAUGCCUUUGCCUGCCAGGCUGGGCUGGGCUCUACUGCAACGAGAGCUGCCCCCCGGGCUCCUUCGGGGCCGGCUGCCUGCACAGCUGCCUCUGCCUGCACGGGGGGGUCUGUGAUGGGACCACCGGGCGCUGCCACUGCCCCCCCGGCUACACGGACGAGCACUGCUCCUCCCUGUGUCCCCCCAACACCUUUGGGGUGAACUGCUCGGGGCUCUGCUCCUGCCAGCACAGCCUCGCCUGCUCCCCGCUCGACGGCUCCUGCUUCUGCAAGGAAGGCUGGCACGGACCUGACUGCUCCCUGCCCUGCCCUGCUGGCACUUGGGGUCCCGGCUGCAACCGGAGCUGUGACUGUGCCCAUGGGGCACCCUGCGACCCCCAGAGUGGGACCUGCCACUGCCCCCCGGGCUGGCAGGGCCCUCAGUGCCUGCAGCCCUGCCCGAACGGGACGUUUGGGGCAGGCUGUGGGCAGCGCUGCGUCUGUGCCCACGCUGAUGGAUGUGACCCCGUGACAGGAGAGUGCCACUGCCUGCCUGGCUGGACAGGGCAGCAGUGCAAGCAGAGCUGUCCCCAGGGCUCCUGGGGCUGGGGCUGCCUCAUGUCCUGCUCCUGCCGCAACGGAGCCUCCUGCUCGCCCCAGGAUGGAUCCUGCACCUGCACCCCGGGGUUCCGCGGCCCCAGCUGCCAGCGCCCCUGUCCCGCCGGCCCCUACGGCAAGCGCUGCUCCCUGAGCUGCUCCUGUGCCAACGGCUCCUGGUGCCACCCCACCAACGGCUCCUGCCUCUGCAGCCCGGGCUGGCGGGGGCCCCGCUGCUCCCAGCCCUGUGCCCGCGGGACCUUUGGGCUCCAGUGUGAGCAGCUCUGCCACUGUCCCCACAACGCCACCUGUGACCCCACCAACGGGACGUGUCCCUGCACCCCAGGCACGACUGGGCCCCGCUGUCAGGCUGGGCAUCCUGACGUGCCCUACACCAUCGAGCCAGCCCCCCCUGCGGCCUCCAGUCCCCUGGGCAUGGUGCUGAGCCUGGUGGCCCUGGUGGCACUGCUGGUGGCCGUGGUGGUGACAGCCCUGUGCUACCACCGCUGGCACAAGGACAAGGAGCGGCGGCACCUGGCCGUGGCCUACCGAGCAGGACAGACGGACACAUCUGACUACAUGGUGCCAGAUGUGCCCCCCAGCCACCAUGCCCACUACUACUCCAACCCCAGCUACCACACGCUGUCCCAGUGCCCGCUGCCAGCCCCCGGUGCCCAGGACAGAGCCAGCAGCUCCCUCAAGGCGCCUGGCACCCAACUCUUCCCUGGCGUGGAGAGACCCUACAGCCCCGAGGGCAAUGCCACGCUGCCUCCUGACUGGAAACACCUCGGGGCAUCAGCCAUGGGCACCAGGGGGAGGCAGCUGGACAGGAGCUACACCUACAGCCAUGGCCUGAGGAAGGGGGAGAGCAAAGAGCACCCCUGGGAGGGGCUGAGGGCCAGCGCCAGCUCCCUGGCCAGUGAGAACCCCUACGCCACCAUCAAGGAGCUGCCCCCUGCCCCUGCCAAGGCCCACGAGGGCAGCUACAUGGAGAUGAAAUCCCCUGUGCAGAGGGAGAUGUCCUACGCCGAGAUCGGGCUCCUUGAGGAGCCACCACAGCAGGAGAGCUGUCCUGAAGGGCCUGAGGGCCCCCCCAGCAGAGACCCCCCCAGCCACUACGACUCCCCCAAGAACAGCCACAUCCCCAGCCACUAUGACGUGCCCCCCGCCCGCCACUACCCCCCGUCCCCACCCCUGCGCAGGAAGGACCGCUGAGGGACAUGGAGGGACCAGCCACGAGGGGACAGAGGGUCCCUGCGGGGACUGGGGUACCCUGGCACUGCUGCUGCUUCCCACUGGGUGGCGAAUAAAGGGUGU